AUGCCUCGUGGGAGUUUAGAGUCUCAACUAUUCAGAAGGUGUUCUAUAUCGCUGCCAUGGUUAACAAGGAUGAAGAUCGCUCAUGGAGCUGCAAAGGGUUUGCAGUUUCUCCAUGAAGCAGAAAAACCCGUCAUCUACCGCGAUUUCAAGGCCUCCAACAUCUUGUUAGAUUCUGAUUACACAGCAAAGCUCUCUGAUUUCGGACUAGCAAAAGACGGACCAGAAGGUGACGAAACGCACGUGUCAACACGCGUGAUGGGCACGCAAGGGUACGCCGCGCCAGAGUACAUAAUGACAGGUCAUUUAACGGCAAGGAGUGACGUGUACAGCUUUGGGGUAGUGUUACUUGAGCUGUUGACAGGUAGGAGAUCGGUAGACAAAAAAAGAUCGUCAAGGGAACAAAACCUCGUUGAUUGGGCUCGUCCAAUGCUCAACGACCCACGAAAACUUGGGAGAAUAAUGGAUCCAAGGCUUGAAGAUCAGUACUCAGAGACGGGUGCAAGAAAGGCAGCGGCUUUGGCUUACCAAUGCCUAAGCUACCGACCAAACAGAAGGCCAUGCAUCAGCACUGUUGUUUCAGUUCUCCAAGACAUUAAAGAUUACGGCGAUGAUAUUCCCAUUGGGACGUUUACUUACACGGUCUCUUCCUCUCCUACCAAGCCAAGCCUUGAAGUUAAAGAGACAAGUGUUCAAAAUUCCGACAAGCCUCGCAACGUUCAUAAGAGUGAUCACCGGUCCCCAGUGCAUACCGCACGAAACCACCGAUUAACUUUGAAAAACGGAUUGAAUUCACCUAGGCGUAAUGAAGCCGGAGGGGAUCGGUAUUGA
Eruca vesicaria subsp. sativa (arugula) is the source of this 828-nucleotide messenger RNA. The record is from the annotation of a GenBank genome assembly. Lineage: Eukaryota; Viridiplantae; Streptophyta; Magnoliopsida; Brassicales; Brassicaceae.